This is a messenger RNA of Klebsormidium nitens, 1225 nucleotides long. The record is from the annotation of a GenBank genome assembly. NCBI's taxonomy places the organism in Eukaryota, Viridiplantae, Streptophyta, Klebsormidiophyceae, Klebsormidiales, Klebsormidiaceae.
GACGAGUGCAUACCUACCUAAGGCUAUACUACGUUUUGACCAUGCAGAAGUGGGCCAGACAGCCGCCUAUCCUAGGCUCCGAGCUUCACAACGCCGACGACCACUCAGUCCACUCGAAGGCAAGGCCCAGCUUUGACACAGAUUCUGAAAAGGCGCUCCAGGUGAUCUCUGCUUUCAAAGAAGUCUGUACCGGUAUUGGCUUGGCUUUUGCUUCAAUUCUCUGAGCUCUUGUGGCCAGCUGAAAGCCAGGAUUUGCAGAGACUCCUUUGGUCCAGCGGCAGCUUUUCGUGGAACAGGCAACUUAUUAGGGAGAUGGGCAAGCGAAGCUCUGCUAAGCCCCCGCCCAAGGCAGUGCAGCCCAAGGUGCCGACAACUUUCAGGUGUCCGUUCUGCAAUCAUGACCAGAGCGUCGAUUGCCGGCUUGACAAAAAGAGUGGUACGGGGGAACUCAGAUGUAGGAUCUGCGAUGAGCACUACCGGGUGCGGAUAAACAACCUCACGGAGCCGAUUGAUAUUUAUGCAGAAUGGAUUGACGAACUCGAGAAGGUAAACGACCCGAACUAUGCGGGAGAGGUCCAACAGGAGGAGGAAGCCUACGACAGUGACCGGUGAAAAGGCUAUGGUUUAUGAUGGAAGCGAAAGGCCAGGCGGGUCGUUCACUCCCCUUGAAACGUGCCAUCCGCCCCUGACAUCAAUUGUUCUCUCCAACGUGGGCAACUGCAAUUGCUUCUGGGAGACAGAGCCGGAUCUUGCAGCACGAGGACGGAAAGCAAGGGUUCAAGAUUGGGUUGAUUCUUUGAAGAAAUUCAACAGCAUUACGUGCUUGUUCGUCCAGACGAGCUUUUGUACAGGUUGGCAACUCGUUCGGCAUGUUGGCUGUAGUGUUCCACGUUCAGGAGAUGAGCCAGGCACCGAGAAGUGGCUGGGAUUGACGACCGAUGCUUUGCGCACACAUAAAUCCAGAUACUAGAUUAUCCUUUCACCGUCCUUAGUCCGUAUCCGCAACCGGUGAACAACCUCUAUGUCUAACUUGCCAUCGUGAUAUUAGACUGUGGUUGACAGUUGUAUACUAUUGACGCAACGUGGCCAGGACAUCUUAGAAUUGAACUCGUCAGGCGUUGCAGGUGCAUGUGCCUAUAUUCGAUCUGAUUAUGGGCUGUAAACAGCUGUGCUACCAUGAUCACUGAGUCAUAGCGUUCAUGAAGAACCCCGCGGACCCGCCCCU